AUUACUGGUUAGUCCUUGAGUGACGACUAUUCCCUUCUUUGGUACCCAGAGAGUUAAAGAGCGAGAGAGAGAAAGCUCAAAUCAUCUGCACCCGUCGGACCUCUAACGACAAGUGUCGGAAAUGUUUUCAUGCUCCUCUGAGCAUCGGUUUGUGCCAGGCGAUCAAUGAGCUGUCUUCAUCACAAAAACAGACCGAUUGUCAGUUUUGAUGCCAUUCAGAUCGCCAAUGCUAGAAUGAAGGGCUCCCACUCUGUCAAGAGGCACCGCAUAACUAUACACACAUCACACACAGAUGGGCGAAAUGAAGUGGCGUCCCGUCCCGGGCGGUCAGGGGCCCGCUGUCGGAACUCCAUCGCCUCCUGUGCUGAUGAACAGCCACAUAUCGGCAACUAUAGGCUCCUCAAAACCAUCGGCAAGGGCAACUUUGCCAAGGUCAAAUUGGCACGACACAUUCUUACAGGACGAGAGGUGGCCAUAAAAAUAAUUGAUAAGACACAACUUAAUCCUACCAGCCUUCAAAAGCUCUUCAGGGAAGUAAGAAUAAUGAAGAUUCUAAAUCAUCCAAAUAUUGUAAAACUCUUUGAGGUCAUAGAAACAGACAAGACACUUUAUCUGGUGAUGGAGUACGCCAGUGGUGGGGAGGUGUUUGACUACCUCGUAGCACAUGGACGCAUGAAGGAGAAGGAGGCCAGAGCUAAAUUUAGACAGAUUGUUUCAGCGGUUCAGUAUUGCCAUCAAAAACACAUUGUCCACAGAGAUCUCAAGGCAGAAAACCUACUGCUGGAUGCAGAUAUGAACAUUAAGAUCGCAGACUUCGGUUUCAGUAACGAAUUUACUAUUGGGAACAAACUAGACACGUUUUGCGGCAGCCCGCCGUAUGCGGCCCCUGAACUUUUCCAGGGCAAAAAGUAUGACGGACCGGAGGUGGAUGUGUGGAGUCUGGGGGUCAUACUCUACACACUGGUCAGUGGAUCACUGCCCUUUGAUGGACAGAAUCUAAAGGAACUUCGUGAGCGGGUGUUGAGGGGCAAAUAUCGAAUUCCCUUCUACAUGUCGACCGACUGUGAGAACCUCCUGAAACGCUUCCUGGUGCUGAACCCUGUCAAACGGGGCACACUCGAGCAAAUCAUGAAGGAUCGAUGGAUCAACGCAGGCUGUGAAGAGGACGAGCUCAAACCGUUUGUGGAGCCGGAGCUCGACAUCUCGGAUCAGAAGAGAAUUGAUAUUAUGGUGGGAAUGGGCUACUCACGGGAGGAGAUCCACGAAUCUCUAACCAGGAUGAAGUACGAUGAAAUCACGGCUACCUACCUGCUUUUAGGCAGGAAGUCCACUGAGUUGGAGGUGAGUGAUUCCAGCUCCAGUAGUAACCUCUCUCUAGCCAAGGCCAGACCCAACAGCGAGCACAAUAACGGCCAGUCGCCAUCUCACCUCAAAGUCCAAAAGAACAUCUCCUCCAACCAGAAACAGCGUCGUUACAGUGACCAGGCUGGUCCAACCAUUCCCUCGGUGGGUUACCCCAAGAGAAGUCAGACCACUUCUGCAGAAAGUGACCAUAAAGAGGAGGGCAGUGCACAGGCACGUAAGUCCAGCUCAUCUGGAAGCCGUGGCAUGGCUCCACCCAGCCCCAUGUUGGGCAAUGCCAACAACCCAAACAAGGCUGACAUUCCUGAUCGCAAAAAGAGCGCCGGUGCCCCUGGGAGCAAUUCUGUGUCUAGCGGUAUGACCAGGAGAAACACGUACGUGUGUAGUGAGAGGAAUGCCACAGACCGCCACGCCGUCAUCCAGAAUGGCAAAGAGAACAGUCUGAGUGAAAUGUCGGGAUGUGUCAGCACGAGUCCGACGGCUUACGCUGUGGCUCUCGCCACCUCAUCGGCCUCGGUCCGUCUGCGCCACCAAAAGGCCACGUCCCUCUCUGCCUCCGGACACACCUGCCGUGUCACCUUGCCGCCCGAAGGCAGCUCUGACCUCUUCAGGCCCAAUACGAGCGCAGCUCAGACGAGUCAGCGGAACCCUGGUUCCUCCACCCACAGUAUUAGUAGCGCGACUCCCCCGGACCGCCUUCGUUUCCCACGAGGCACGCUGAGCCGCAGCACUUUCCACGGAGGCCAGCUGAGGGAGCGACGCACAGCCACCUAUAAUGGACCCCCUGCCUCUCCAACCUUAUCGCACGACGCCACGCCACUCUCACAGUCCCGGAGCCGCGGAUCAACAAACCUCUUCACGAAGCUCACAUCCAAGCUCACACGCAGCCCUCAUGCUCCAGAAUCCACCUCUAGAAGUAGCAGGAUUUUCUGAUUCUGAUUUUCCAGCUCUUCCUUUUUGACCUACCCAGAUGAAUUGUUCCUCUAGGUGGUCUCGCAAAUCCCAGCGCUUUUAUUCCCGCCAGUGCUGUUAUGACAGUUUGCUUUUCAAUGGAGAACUUGUGAUUUGUGUAAUCCAGACGUUGGUCAGAUGUCCCUUUUAAAAUGACUGCAAAUAAAGACUUUGUAAGCUCCUGUUCUUUAUAAAUGAGAGAACUUGGAUUAUUUUAUUUGCUGCAUGUUCAUUAAAGUUAGUUAUAAAUAAGUUUGGCCUUUAAAAAAAAAUCAGGAUAUAUACAAGUUAAAUUCUAUUGACAGCAUCUGUGGCCCAUUGUCAAGUAACACAACAUAAAUUGUACUUAUUCCUCAGUUUUGUUAAAAAAAAUUUUUUUUUAAAAAAUGUAUUCAGUGCUGGUAAAACCGUGACUAAAAUGAUUUAAAAUCACUGCAUAGUUUAAAUAUUAUUUAUAUUUUAUUAAAACAAUAUUUAAAUGAUUUCAAAUAUGUGAAAUAUGUAUUCUCUGCACAUUUUUAAUAUUUCAAAUAUGCAGGGAUUAUAGUGUGUAAUUACAGCAUCUACAAGCAGGGUUUUUCUUUUCUUUUUGUUCUUUUUCUUUUUUUUUUGCCACAGAUGCUAUCAAGAGAUCUAAAGUUGUAUUUAACCCGUAAUAUUCCUUUCAGAAGUGGCAUGAUGCUGCAAGGAUGCUGUCACAGUGGCUGUUGAUCCGUUUCACAGUUUGCCUCUAAUUGUUGCCCCAUAAGAGCACUUCUCGGCCACCGUCCUCUCCUCUGACUGCUGCACACUGCCCACGCCGCUGCAUGACCUCUCCUAAUCUCUUUUUCAUGUUCUACUCUGUAGAAUGGAUUAUAAAUGUCUUCUUAUAACUGAAUUUAUCUGUAUUAAAUGUGUUUUGUAUUAUGUAGCAUUAAUGCAGUGGGUAAUCUAGCGAACUGUACAUGUGACCAUACAUUUAGAAACAGCCCAUCAUAUACAGAUGCCUAUGAGAAAAUAAGCAUUUUUAUGCUAAAAUAAUUUGUGCAUAUCUAAACUGAUAUAUCAUACACUACUAUUCAAAAGUUUGAGGUCAGUCAGAUUUUUAAAUAUUUUUAAAAGAAGUCUCUUAUACUCACCAAGGCUCUAUGUUUUUAAAUAUACAGUAAAAACUGUAAUAUUGUAAAAUAUUAUUACAAUUUAAAAUAAGUUUUCUAUUUGAAUAUAUUCCUGUGAUCAAAGCUGAAUUUUCAGCAUCAUUACUCCAGUCUUCACUCCCUACAGAUAUCAUUCUAAUAUCCUGAUUAGGUGCAUUAAUUUGAAAUAAAAAUCUUUUGUAAUAUUAUAAAUGUUUUUACUUUCAAUUUUGAUCAAUUUAAUGCAUCCUUGCUGAAUGAAAGUAUUUAUUUCUUUAAAGAAAAUUAAUAAAAUACUGACCCUAAAUUUUUGAACGGUUGUGUACGUGUCGGUGAAUUGUGAAUUUUUAAUUAAAAAGAAACUUUCCUAAAAAGUAAAGUGUCAUGUGGUUGGGGUAAGUUGUGCCAGCAGCAGCUUUCAGCUUUAUUCUCAUUUCAGUUGAUAGCAGAUAUCCUGAAAUAUUCAUUAAUAUGCUAAAAAAUAAUGAAUAUUAAAUAUUAAUAAUUAGCUAUAUUAAUUUCACUGCGGUCCCAUUUCUCCCUGCCUUGAAGAGAGCUUGAGUAAAAAGUGGCACAACUUACCCCACUCUGCCCCACAUUUUCUCUUUUAAGCAAUUGUGCAUUUUUUUAAAUUAAUUGUGAGAAACGCCUUCCUUUUACAUCUCUCUUUCCAGACAGAAUGAGUUCAGUUGUGUCCACUGCAUGGAAACUAUUUAGAACAGGAAGUUGAAUCAUAGGGUACAGGAAGGGUAUCUGUAAUCCCCUCUAUCCCUCCAUGAAGGUCAACUUUAAGUGCAUGUCCAAUAUUCCUCUCCACUUGCACAGGAAAUUGUAUCUGUUGGUGGCGUUUUCUCCUUAUUGUCUUUGGUUUUCUAUUUUUCUUUUCUUCUAGGAUGUCUGAAACACUACUGUUUUCUUAUCUUUCUUUCCUUUAUCAGUGAGUCUCAGAUUUUCUUGCCUCUAAACUAUUUUUCUCUUUUUCAUCCUGGUCU
Messenger RNA from Megalobrama amblycephala (Wuchang bream), 4420 nucleotides. RefSeq names its product MAP/microtubule affinity-regulating kinase 3b (gene mark3b). The transcript has 17 exons. Gene Ontology annotation, biological process: intracellular signal transduction; protein phosphorylation. Bases 166 to 2295 code for a protein of 709 amino acids. Lineage: Eukaryota; Metazoa; Chordata; Actinopteri; Cypriniformes; Xenocyprididae. Gene Ontology annotation, molecular function: protein serine/threonine kinase activity; ATP binding. The record is from RefSeq and is a predicted model, not a curated record. Gene Ontology annotation, cellular component: cytoplasm; plasma membrane.